Messenger RNA from Selaginella moellendorffii, 2276 nucleotides. RefSeq names its product glycerol-3-phosphate acyltransferase 9. The record is from RefSeq and is a predicted model, not a curated record. The transcript has 14 exons. Gene Ontology annotation, molecular function: glycerol-3-phosphate O-acyltransferase activity. Gene Ontology annotation, biological process: triglyceride biosynthetic process. Gene Ontology annotation, cellular component: endoplasmic reticulum. The coding region runs from base 199 to 1407 and encodes 402 amino acids. NCBI's taxonomy places the organism in Eukaryota, Viridiplantae, Streptophyta, Lycopodiopsida, Selaginellales, Selaginellaceae.
GCGAGCUCGCGAGAUUUCCAAGCGCACGCCACCAUUCGCGCCCGAGGUCACACAGAGGAGCGCCCUCUUGAAAGCUCUGGCGACGCCAUAGCCAGGAAGAACAGUUAUUUUAUUGGUGGAGGCAGGACAACGCAACACCGCAUUGGUUCUUCGCGGAGGUGGAGGAGGCACAGCGCAAAACCCCCAGAGCUCUUCCAAAUGGGAAUCCAGCGAACAGGUGUCAAGGACAGUAACCAGCUGAGGGAUUCAUCGCUCUUCCGGCCAUCUCAGUCGGAAGUGGACCUCUACCAGCACGACAUGGAAGAUUUCUUGCUCGAUUCUGCCGCGGAGCCAGCUGCGCCGCAUCAGAACAAGCUCCUCUUAUGCGAUCUUCUAGACAUCUCUGGUGUUUUGAGUGAGGCUGCUAGCGCGAUCGUCGAUGAUUCUUUCACCAGGUGCUUCAAGUCCAACAUUCCAGAGCCGUGGAAUUGGAACAUAUACCUAUUGCCCUUGUGGUGCCUUGGCGUGAUCGUGAGAUACUGCAUUCUCUUUCCAGUCAGGGUGUUGCUACUUACGGUGGGCUGGAUCAUCUUCCUGGGUGCUUUUAUCCCGGUUCACUUCAUCCUGAGGAAGCACGACCAUAUGAGAAGGAAGAUCGAGCGAGGGCUGGUAGAAUUCAUUUGCAGUGUCUUUGUGGCUUCCUGGACAGGGGUUGUCAAGUAUCAUGGACCACGGCCAAGCAGGCGUCCUAGACAGGUCUUUGUGGCAAACCACACUUCGAUGAUCGACUUUAUCAUCCUUGAGCAGAUGACCGCCUUCGCUGUGAUUAUGCAAAAGCAUCCGGGAUGGGUUGGUUUACUACAAAACACUGUUCUUGAAAGUCUUGGCUGCAUCUGGUUUAAUCGAACCGAGUCUAAGGACCGCCAUGUUGUCGGGGAAAAGCUUCGAAAGCACGUCAUUGAUCCGGAAAGCAAUCUUCUGCUCAUUUUCCCAGAGGGGACUUGCGUAAACAACGAGUAUAUUGUGAUGUUUAAGAAGGGAGCGUUUGAACUGGAUUGCACAGUGUGCCCGGUUGCUAUCAAGUAUAACAAGAUCUUUGUCGACGCUUUCUGGAACAGUCGCAAACAAUCGUUUACAAUGCACUUGCUGAGGCUGAUGACGUCCUGGGCGGUCGUCUGCGAUGUCUGGUAUUUAGAACCACAAACAAUCCGGCCCAACGAGACACCAAUAGAGUUCGCGGAGAGAGUUCGCGAUAUGAUAGCGAAACGAGCUGGAAUUAAGAAAGUCGCUUGGGAUGGAUAUCUGAAAUACUACCGUCCAAGCUCGAAACUCACGGAGAAAAUGCAACAGAAGUUCGCUGAGAGCAUGCUAAGAAGAUUAAGAACGAAGACAAGUGACGAGGAUCUCAGCACUCCUAUGGAAGGAUAGUACGGUACUCUUUUCUUAAGAAAAAAUUCUCGUUCAUAGUAAUGGCCUGCCUUGGGACAUUGACAGGAGAAAUGUUUUCAAAUGGAGGGGAUGCUAUUGAUAAAACUCCACUAGUUUAAAUGUUCAGCGAGGAAGCUUUUAAGAGACUCGAUGUGCGAGCGGUGCUCUGGCACAAGGAUCGCAUCCCAGCAACGAGGCCCGGAAGAACAUGGUCGAGAAGCCAGGCCGCCGCCCUUCCUGACGCACUCCACCAUCUUCCUGCUCAGCCUCAUCAGGUAAAACGUCGGGCAAGUGCCUCGCAUCACAAUCCCAGACAAAAGGAGCUCCUCGGGAGGAGAUUCACAGAGAAAGUUCUCAUACUUGUCCAGGAGCUCUUGCAGCAAUCCCCGAGGCGAUCAUCUCCGCCUCUGGAUCGCGAUCCCUGUCCUUGAAGCUCCAAUGCGCAACGAGCCGAAUGAAACCAUCCAUCUCCAUCUCGACUGCAACACCGGGGAACAGUGCUGCCAAUUUGGAGCUCCAGCUGACGCCGUGUGACGAUGCGCAUGCCAAGAACAUCGAGGCAGAAGAGCUCCAGGAGUGGGUACUCUUGGACAAGUUCUCGACGUCGGACACUUCCUCUAGCCUAUGAGUCUUGGUGACGCAGGCGAUGGACUUGACGAGGAUCUCCACGGCCCUGGAGCUGCAUGCUAUCCUGCUCGGCCGGCUACAUCAGGUCCAGACCUAAAAAUUGGAGCAUGAGUAGUGAGGAGUAUACUACAUCAUCGGCAGAAAGAAUGAGGUGAAGUCUUUCCAGGAUUUUCUUGGAGAGAAGUUGAAUUUUUGGAGCUGGAACUGUGUACGUGACGUCUACCUGGCAGGUUUCUUUCCAA